Molecule: messenger RNA, 438 nt
Organism: Gongylonema pulchrum
Lineage: Eukaryota; Metazoa; Nematoda; Chromadorea; Rhabditida; Gongylonematidae
Source: the annotation of a GenBank genome assembly
AUGUUUGGAUUCCAGGACGCCAACCUUCUGAGACAAAUGAAAGAGGAGCCACUUGGAGCCGCACUGCGCACCCAGUGGAACCCCGCGGCGGCAGCAGCCGCUUCGGCCGCAGCAGUUGUAGACAGUUCGCCAGUAAGUGCACAGCUAGCACGGGCUCAUUUCGAGAAGCACCCGCCAAAUAAUUUGCGCAAAAGUAAUUUCUUUCACUUCGUAAUUGCGCUGUAUGAUCGGGCUGGACAACCGGUUGAAAUCGAAAGAACCCAGUUCGCUGAUUUCGUAGAAAAAGAGCGUGAAGUGGAUGGUCAGGAUACACGGAACGGUAUCCACUAUCGCCUCUGGCUCGCCUUUGCUAGUGGGCUACGUGCAGAGCAGGAUUUGUAUGUCCGCCUUAUCGACAGUGUCUCUAAACAGGUUUGCGCUAAUAAUCCAGCAUUUUAG